Messenger RNA from Lactuca virosa, 484 nucleotides. Lineage: Eukaryota; Viridiplantae; Streptophyta; Magnoliopsida; Asterales; Asteraceae. The record is from the annotation of a GenBank genome assembly.
AUGUAUCCUCUGCCCGUAAAACAUAGAUACACAGUAGAGCAAGUCUACCUACCUACAAAACAGAUUACACGUGAACUUCAUGUCGUCAAAAUCCCUAAAUGCUUAAGGGGGGUUUUCCCUGGUGUGGAAGGUGUAGUUUGUGCUGUCAUAGGCUCUAGCCGUUGUAUGGGUGUCGUAUGCCUAACAGGUGAUGUUAGAUGUGAUUUAGGUGAUGUCUCUCCAAAGGUGGUUGCAUGGCGGUUCACGGUUGCAACAAGGAGACUAAGGUUGGUUGAAAGUGAUAGGAGUUUCGGUUAUGAUGGUGAAGAAGGCUAUGUCAAGAAGUAGCAGAUGUCGAUUCAUAGUGUCGGAUUGCUUCAAACCAUGGGGCUUGUAUGAAACUCGUUUUGUGGUUGUAAGGUGAUAUAUGUUGAUGCAUUGCAUAUUGUUUUGGAAUUUGUCAUGUUUGCGAAUUGAAACUAUGCCACACCGAAACCAUUCACCG